Impatiens glandulifera is the source of this 1519-nucleotide messenger RNA. RefSeq names its product protein REVEILLE 8-like. Bases 61 to 930 code for a protein of 289 amino acids. The record is from RefSeq and is a predicted model, not a curated record. The transcript is spliced from 9 exons. NCBI's taxonomy places the organism in Eukaryota, Viridiplantae, Streptophyta, Magnoliopsida, Ericales, Balsaminaceae. Gene Ontology annotation, molecular function: DNA binding.
AUUGAGCACAGAACACUCUUUCUCUAUGUGAAUGCAUAGUGUUCUUGUGAGCAAGCAACCAUGAAUAAUUCGAGUUCUUCUUCAUCAAACCCUCCACCGACAGACAUGGAUAACUUAUCAAUACCUACAGAUGGCUCAGGGAAGAAGAUCAGGAAGCCUUAUACAAUUACCAAGUCAAGAGAGAGUUGGACGGAGGAAGAACACAAUAAGUUCCUGGAAGCUCUCCAACUUUUUGAUCGUGACUGGAAAAAAAUUGAAGAUUUUGUUGGUUCGAAGACAGUGAUUCAGAUAAGGAGUCAUGCUCAAAAGUAUUUCUUGAAGGUCCAAAAAAAUGGGACAAUAGCACAUGUACCACCUCCCCGUCCUAAGCGGAAAGCUGCUCAUCCCUACCCACAAAAGGCACAUAAAAAUGUUCUAGUUCCAUUUCAGGCACCAUUAUAUCAUUCUUCAUUAAAUUCCCUUGCAUGUGAUUAUCCUCCCUGGGAUGAUUCUUCUAUGCUUAUCAACUCUUCGUCCGGCGGUGUUGCUCCCGUUGAGGAAGACUGCAAUCCUCAUGCAGUUGAAGCGGAUAUUGGCUUGCAUGCUGUAGAUAGGAUCACUAACAGUAGCAUAGCUGGGAGCUCCAGUUGGAACCUAGCAAAUUCUGAUUUACCGAAGCAAGGUUCUCUGCUUCAUGGUAUACCCGACUUUGCUGAAGUCUAUAGUUUCAUUGGAAGUGUCUUUGACCCCGAAACAAAAGGCCAUGUGCAGAAGCUCAAGGAGAUGGAUCCUAUCAAUUUUGAGACAGUUUUGCUGCUGAUGAGAAAUCUAACUAUCAACUUGACAAGUCCGGAUUUUGAGCCUAUUAGGAAGGUUCUGUCAUCUUAUGAUGUGACUACAAGAAUGGUAGGAAUCACAGCAGGAAACGCUUUCAAGAACCAAGAGGAAUGAUAACUGGCAGUCGAUUCUCAGCUGUUUUUGUUGUUAAAUAUGCUGCAGUCAGUUCAGGUUGUACUUGGAUGGGUAUAUGCUAUGCCAUCGGCAGGACUAUGGAUGAAAUAACUAUGAUCUAUUAUAGAUUGCUUUCCGAGUUUCGAUCAAGUAUUUGGGUGACAAAUGAGAUGUAAAUGCUUCUUUACCAGCAGAAUCUACUUCUUCGAUGGCAGCAAAAGAAGAAUGAAUUUCCAAAAUGAACAUAUUGGGAGAUGAAAGGAAGAGAUUCUCAUGUUAUUAUUCAAGCUUAAUGGAUGUGUAAGAAAUGUUCUGGGAAGAAUGCAAAGGUUUUUCCCUGUUUUUGGUUCUUGUUCUUUUUUGCUCAACUGAUUCAUCUAAGGUUUGCAAAUGUUUAAUUACCCAAGGUUUGCUGUUUCAUGUAAAUUGGUUUGUGUUGUUGAAUUUUGUUUUGGCAACAAAGCUGAGUUAGUGAGCAGAGUGUAGAAAUAUGGAUCUAGUGAAUUGGCUUGGGUUUGAUUAAUUUAUGAUUUCACUGAACAUAUUGAAUUAAAUUUGAGUUUGAAUAUAUAAAUGGGCUUUAGAUGUU